AUGAGGCCCAACAGCAUCCAGGGAGGUGUGGCGUCGCAGCGACACGGAACCCGCCUCCGCGCGACAGACGAGGACAAGGACGCGGCGCCCGCGAAGCCUGACAAGGCCGAGCAAGAGGCCGCCAUCGAGGAGCUGGCGUUCGAGGAGAGCCUCGAGGGAGACAUCGCGGAGCUCGCACUGUGGGUGGGUGCCGCCGUCGCCUUCGGAGCCGGCGUCUGGUUCUUCCGAGGGCCCACGGCCGGGGAGGAGUACUUCGCGGGGUACCUCUUGGAGCAGUCGCUGUCUGUGGACAACCUGUUCGUGUUCAUUCUGGUGUUCGAGUACUUCAAAGUGCCCGUCGCGUCGCAGCGCAAGGUGCUGUCGUACGGCAUCUACUCCGCCGCCGUGCUGCGCCUCACGAUGGUGCUCGCGGGCGUGGCCGCCAUCGAGACGUUCCGCCCCGUGUUGCUGCUGUUCGCCGGCGUGCUGAUCUUCUCGAGCUACAAGCUGGUGCUCGGCGACGACGACGACGAAGAGGAGGACCUCUCCGACAACGCGAUCGUGAAGGCGUGCCGCGCGGUGUACAAGUUCAGCGACGACUACGACGGCGACAAGUUCUUCACGACCCUCGCGGACGGGGCGCGCGUCGCGACGCCGCUUCUCCUGGUCCUCAUCGUGAUCGAGAUCUCCGACGUCAUCUUCGCCGUCGACUCCAUCCCCGCCGUCUUCGGAGUCACUCUGGACCCGUUCGUGAUAUAUACCAGUAACAUAUUUGCCAUUCUCUCGCUCCGGGUGCUCUACUCCUUCGUCGCGGACGUCAUGACCAAGCUCUGGGCGCUCGACAAGGCGGUCGCGCUCGUGCUGGGCUUCAUCGGGGCGAAGCUCGUCCUGGAGUACGUCGGCGUCCACGUUCCCACGGACCUGUCGCUCGGUGUCGUGGCCGCACUCCUGGGGGGUGGGGUGGGAGCGAGCUUCGUGCUGCCGGACCCGUCCGAGGCGAAGUCGGAAUGA
Molecule: messenger RNA, 990 nt
Organism: Pedinophyceae sp. YPF-701
Lineage: Eukaryota; Viridiplantae; Chlorophyta; Pedinophyceae
Source: the annotation of a GenBank genome assembly